UACUCGUACAAGUACUGACAAAAGUUUUUAAACUGCGCCACUUGAUAUUUUUGGCAUAAGCAGUGCGGAUCGUUCGGCAAUGAGCUCGAUAGUUGUGGUUGCCAUUGAUUUUGGGACAACAUACUCAGGAUGGGCGUUUUCAUACAAGUCUGACUACGAACGAGAUCCUCUGCACAUAACAGCAAAGGCUGUUCGUAACUCAUGUAUAUCGCAUAAAGUUCCAACGUGCAUUCUUAUAAAUGCUGAUGGAACAACGCCACAUUCUUUCGGUUAUGAUGCUGAGGACAAAUAUGUUGAAAUAUGCGAGAAGAGGGAGCAACACCAAUGGUUCUUCUUCAAAAGAUUUAAAAUGAUGCUUUUUAAAGAAAAGGGCAUGACCAGACGUGAUACACUAGAAGAUGAGACUGGUAAAAAACUUCCGGCAAUGACGGUUUUUUCGCUAUCUAUUGAGUACUUAAGGAAGGAAAUUGUUGAUACUCUAAGCAAUCAGAUUGUUGGCAUAUUUAAUGCGUCUGAAAUUGGCUGGGUUCUUACUGUUCCAGCAAUAUGGAACGAUGCAGCUAAACAGUUUAUGAGGGAGGCAGCACAACAGGCUGGGAUUCCAGGAAAGAACCUUAGGUUAUGUCUUGAGCCAGAAGCCGCGUCUAUUUAUUGUCGUAAUCUUCCGGUGAAAAAGAAUACCAAGCAAGAAGUUGAAUCCAUUUUCUCAGUUUUCAUCAGGAACAAAGUAUCUUGUCCUUGACGC
This is a messenger RNA of Ruditapes philippinarum (Manila clam), 745 nucleotides long. Its product is annotated as heat shock 70 kDa protein 12B-like. The transcript has 5 exons. Bases 80 to 742 code for a protein of 220 amino acids. The record is from RefSeq and is a predicted model, not a curated record. Lineage: Eukaryota; Metazoa; Mollusca; Bivalvia; Venerida; Veneridae.